CUGAACUUUUAGGCUGAUUAUCAAUGUGUAGUUGGUUGUUCACUAAUAAAUAAAGUAAACCACUUGAAAAAUAGAACUGAGAACAGUUUGUACACACUAGUUUUACAAAUACUGUUGUAAUCUUUGCGGAUUAUUUGUAAAAAUGCAUAACUCCUAAAGUGAUAUGCUUAAAAGAUAAACUCAUCCACUCUUACAAUGCCUAAAAGUCCAGUGAUCAGUAAAGAUUCGAAGUAUUUCCCGAAUUUUAUUAAACGUAAUAAAAGUGUUAAUCAGUCCAGUCGUUAUAAUGUGAAGGCUUUUCUUGAGGAAGCCAAAAAGGAAUUCUUAGAAAAAUGGGAGAAACCUUCACAGAAUACGGCAACGCUGGAUUCUUUCGAUCGUAUUAAAACUUUGGGCACGGGUUCUUUUGGACGCGUUAUGCUGGUGCAACAUAAAGUUAGCAAGGAGUAUUAUGCUAUGAAGAUAUUGGACAAACAAAAGGUUGUGAAACUGAAACAAGUGGAACAUACUUUGAAUGAAAAACGUAUCCUGCAGGCUAUUUCUUUUCCAUUCCUUGUUCGUUUGGAUUAUCAUUUCAAAGAUAACAGCAAUUUGUAUAUGGUGUUAGAAUUUGUCAAUGGUGGGGAAAUGUUCUCGCAUUUGCGACGUAUUGGCCGUUUCAGUGAAAGUCAUUCAAGAUUCUAUGCUAGUCAAGUUGUUUUGGCCUUUGAAUAUUUGCAUCAUUUGGAAUUAGUCUACAGAGAUUUGAAACCGGAGAAUAUUCUCAUCGAUCAAUACGGGUACUUAAAGAUAACGGACUUUGGUUUCGCUAAGCGAGUGAAAGGUAGAACAUGGACACUCUGUGGUACACCGGAGUAUUUGGCACCUGAAAUUAUUUUGAGUAAAGGUUAUAAUAAAGCAGUUGACUGGUGGGCACUGGGCGUUCUAGUAUAUGAAAUGGCAGCUGGCUAUCCACCGUUUUUCGCCGACCAACCGAUUCAAAUUUAUGAGCGUAUUGUGUCAGGAAAAGUUCGUUUCCCAUCUCACUUUAGUUCUGAUUUAAAAGAUUUACUGCGCAAUCUUUUACAAGUUGAUCUCACUAAGCGCUUUGGUAAUUUAAAGAAUGGAGUCAAUGAUAUUAAAACACACAAGUGGUUUGCUACAACUGAUUGGUUCUCUAUUUAUAAACGAGAUAUUGAGGCUCCAUUUACUCCUAAAUGUUCUGGGGCCGGUGAUGCCAGUAAUUUCGAUGACUAUGAAGAAGAACCAUUACGAAUCGCUACGACGGAAAAAUGUGCAAAAGAAUUCAGUGAAUUUUAA
This is a messenger RNA of Trichobilharzia regenti, 1299 nucleotides long. The record is from the annotation of a GenBank genome assembly. Lineage: Eukaryota; Metazoa; Platyhelminthes; Trematoda; Strigeidida; Schistosomatidae.